Messenger RNA from Drosophila busckii, 810 nucleotides. Its product is annotated as chymotrypsin-2. The record is from RefSeq and is a predicted model, not a curated record. NCBI's taxonomy places the organism in Eukaryota, Metazoa, Arthropoda, Insecta, Diptera, Drosophilidae. Gene Ontology annotation, biological process: proteolysis. The transcript has a single exon. Gene Ontology annotation, molecular function: serine-type endopeptidase activity. The coding region runs from base 9 to 779 and encodes 256 amino acids.
GCUGCAACAUGCAACUUUUCUACUUGCUGCUGCUGCUGGGCAGCUGCUUGGCCAAGCGACAGGAUCGUGGACAUUUUGAUAAUCGCAUUGUAGGUGGCGAAACUGCUGAAGUGGGCUUUGCGCCUUAUCAGGUCUCGCUGCAGUAUGAGCUGGCUGCACAUAACUGUGGUGGCGCUAUACUAAAUGCUCAGUGGAUUAUUACUGCAGCACAUUGUGUAGCGCACUUUCCACCGGAGCGUGUUAUUGUUAUAGUUGGCACUAAUCAGUACGAGCAGCCAGGCGCAGUGCAUCAUACAGCUCAAAUCUUUGUGCAUGGCUCAUACGACAAGCCCGAUAUGCAUAAUGAUAUAGCGCUGCUCAAACUGCAGCAGAACAUCACCUUCAAUGCCUUGACGCAACCCAUUGACUUGCCUGUUGCGCCGCUGCAGGAGCCAGCAGAGAUUGUCCUGACGGGUUGGGGUGCGCGUGAGCCAAACGGCGAGUCCAUCAAGCAGCUGCAAAAGCUGAGCAUGCGCUUUGUUAACUUAGCUGACUGCAUGGAUAUAUUUAAUCAUACCAAAAGCUUGGGCGUAGGACACAUCUGCACUUAUUCCAAGGAGGGCGCUGGUGGCUGUCAUGGGGAUUCGGGUGGUCCGCUAGUGAGUAAUGGACGGCUGGUUGGUCUGGUCAACUGGGGAUAUCCUUGCGCCAAAGGUCUGCCGGAUGUGCAGGCCAAUGUUUAUUAUUUUCUGGACUGGAUACGCAGAACGAUGAGCGGCAAUAGCAAGUGUGGCAAUUAAAUAAAGUUUUCGAAAAUAAAAAAAACAAAGU